GACAGGAGAAGAAGAGGGGAAGGAGAAAGGGAGGGGAAGGAGGAGGAAGGAGGGGAAAAGAGGAGGGAGGAGGAAAGGGGGGGGAGAAGGGGAAGAGGAGGAAAAGCGGAGGGAAGGAAGAGGGAGGAAGGGAGGGGAAAGAAGGAGGAGAGGAGCGGGGAGGAGAGGAAAGAAAGGGGGGGAGGGAAGAAGGGAGAAAGGGGAGGAGAGGGAGGGGGAAGGGGGGGGAGGAGGAGAAAAAAGG
This is a messenger RNA of Stegodyphus dumicola, 244 nucleotides long. Its product is annotated as octapeptide-repeat protein T2-like. NCBI's taxonomy places the organism in Eukaryota, Metazoa, Arthropoda, Arachnida, Araneae, Eresidae. The record is from RefSeq and is a predicted model, not a curated record.